Aspergillus chevalieri is the source of this 2229-nucleotide messenger RNA. Its product is annotated as ABC-F family ATP-binding cassette domain-containing protein. The record is from RefSeq and is a predicted model, not a curated record. The coding region runs from base 1 to 2229 and encodes 742 amino acids. The transcript has 7 exons. Lineage: Eukaryota; Fungi; Ascomycota; Eurotiomycetes; Eurotiales; Aspergillaceae. Gene Ontology annotation, molecular function: ATP hydrolysis activity; ATP binding.
AUGGCCCCGUCUAUCAUUGCAACCUGCAAGCAAACACGUUUCCAUCUUCUCGAUAACAACCCUUCGCAGGAAAUAGACGUGGACGGACUCAAUGUCUCGGUAGUGGCCACCCCAGACACUAACGAUACCUCAACAGAUACUUCAUCCAAACCAUCCAAGCCCAAGGGUAAAUCGAAAGCCAAAGCUGAAGCCAGGGAGCUGGUCGUGGAUGCUCAUUUGCGUUUGAAACCGGGCAUUCAUUAUGGCUUCCUUGGGCGAAAUGGCACCGGGAAAUCAACUCUUCUACGGGCCAUGGCGGACAAGCUCGUCCCGGGUAUACCUCAUGCGACUCGGAUUGCUAUUCUACAACAGACAGAUGCCGAUACUAAUGGCAACCUGGAUCCGGGAAGCGGUAAUCAGCAUGCGACUGUGCUGGAACGAGUGAUGGGGAGUGAUACUUCUAGGAAUGAAGUGGUACGGAAGAUGGAGUACUUAUCCAAAAGUUUCGACAGCGAUGACCCAUCCCAACCGGUCCGCGCAAUUCGCACGGUUCGUCACGAGCAACUCGAGAGUCAGCUAUUCCUGGCCCAGAAGAAUGCAAGCCUGAAGAGUGGAGCAAGAGGACUACAGGCGCGCAAGGAUCUGAAGGCUGUCGAAGGGAAGGUUCAAGCCGCGAGGAAGCUAAUGGAGCAGGUAAAAGAGGAAAUCGACGCCGAUGCAAUCAAGGCAGAUACACAGUCUGCGCUGGAUACACUGCAAGAUCUCCAAUCUCAAUUCGAAGUCAUGAAACUGGUCGACAUUGAACAGCAAGCCCGCCAGAUUCUUAUUGGGUUAGGGUUCAAGGAAGUUUGGUUUACAAAGCCAUUCUCGGAUCUAUCUGGUGGCUGGCGCAUGCGUUGCAUGUUGGCAAGUGUCCUGAUACAGAAUCCCGACGUUAUGAUUCUUGACGAGCCCACCAACUUCUUGGAUCUUCUGGGCGUCGUCUGGCUUCAGAAUUAUCUUCAACAGCUACGCGACUCGUCGGAAACGACUGUGGUCCUCGUCUCCCACGACAGAGACUUUAUCAACGCAGUCUGCGAAGAGAUCAUGAUUCUCAGAGACCAGAAGCUCACUUACUUCCGCGGCAACCUGUCUGCAUACGAGAAAGAUUUCGAGGAACAAAAGCUCUACUGGGGACGCAUGAAGGAAGCACAAGAGCGCCAGGCCGCUCACAUGGAAGCAACCAUUCGUGAGAAUAUCAAAGUCGGCAAGAAGACAAACGACGAUAAUAAGUUGCGACAGGCCAAAUCCCGCCAGAAGAAAGUGGACGAUUGGAUGGGAAUUCAAGUGAGCCAUAAUGGAGGACGAUUCAAGUUGAAUAGAGACCUUGUAGGUUGGCACUUGAAUGCCCGUGCCGAAAUUGAGGUCCCAACAGACGAACGAGGCGCGUCGAUGAGGCUCCCCGAUGCCGGUGAACUACGUUUCCCGGGUCCGCUGAUAUCUCUAGAAGGGAUUGUCUUCCGAUAUAAGUCUAACGAGGCCCCUGUUCUGAAUGGUAUUGAUUUUGUGAUGCACAUGGGUGACCGCGUCGGUAUCAUGGGUCUUAAUGGCUCUGGGAAAUCGACACUUGUCCGUCUCUUGGCAGGUAGUAUUUUGCCGACGAAGGGGAAAUUAACGACCCAUUCGAGACUCAAACUCGGCUACUACGCACAGCAUUCGAUUGACGAGCUCCAGGAACAGGGCCAAGCUGACCCUGGUCUAACUGCAUUGGGGCUAAUGACAAAAGAGGUUGGCGGAGCGUUCAAGGAGGGAGAGAUCAGAGGUCUGCUCUCAUCUAUGGGCCUUCAGGGCCGGAUUGUUUCUGAUGUACCGGUGUCCCGGCUAUCAGGCGGACAGCUGGUCCGCUUGGCCUUGGCCAAGGUCGUAUGGAACUCUCCACACCUGCUCAUCCUGGAUGAAAUCACAACCCAUUUGGAUUUCCACACAGUGGCGGCACUCGCAUCAGCGCUCUCCUCGUUUAACGGCGCAAUCCUGUUGAUAUCGCAUGACCGUUUCCUCGUUCGGUCUGUGGUUGAAGGGAAGAGAGAUGAGGAGAACAGCCUGGACGAUGAUUUCGAAGGCGUCGAUGAUGGGCAAGAGAAAUUGCAGGAUAGAAGACGGACAGUGUAUGUUAUGAAAGCCGGAAAGCCCCACGAGCAGCAGAAUGGCGUAGAACAGUUCGAGGAAAGCCUCAUGAAGCGGGUUCUGAAGAUGCUUCCAGCAACGAGAUAG